This is a messenger RNA of Trichoderma breve, 687 nucleotides long. RefSeq names its product DJ-1/PfpI family domain-containing protein. The coding region runs from base 1 to 687 and encodes 228 amino acids. Gene Ontology annotation, molecular function: glyoxalase III activity. The record is from RefSeq and is a predicted model, not a curated record. NCBI's taxonomy places the organism in Eukaryota, Fungi, Ascomycota, Sordariomycetes, Hypocreales, Hypocreaceae. The transcript is spliced from 2 exons.
AUGGCUCCCAAGAAGGUCCUCGUUGUUCUCACCUCCCACGACAAGAUUGACGCUAUUGACCGAUCCUCUGGCUGGUACUUGCCCGAGUUCGCGCACCCUUACCAUGUCCUCUCCGGCAAGAACGUCGAGGUCACCGUCGUCUCUCCCAAGGGCGGCGUCGCCCCUCUCGAUCCCGCCUCCAUCGAGCUCACCAAGGAGGACCCCAUCUCCGUCGGCUUCCUCAACAACAACAAGUCCCUGUGGGAGAACACCCUGCCCCUGAAGCAGUUCGCCGGCCGCUCUGGCGAAUUCGACGCAAUCUUCUACCCCGGUGGCCACGGCCCCAUGUUCGACCUCGUCGACGACGCCGACUCCAUCGCCCUGAUUGAGGAGUUUUACAACGCCGGCAAGAUUGUCUCCGCCGUCUGCCACGGCACCAUCGCCCUGGUCAACGCCAAAGUCAACGGCGAGCCCCUCCUCAAGGGCAAGGAGGUCACCGGCUUCACCAACGCCGAGGAGGAGGCCGUCCAGCUGACCAGCGCCAUGCCCUUCCUCGUCGAGGACCGCGUCAAUGCCGUCGGCGGAAAGUUUGUCCAGACGGCCGUCUUUGGCAACAAGGUUGUUGUGGAUGGCACCCUCAUCACGGGCCAGAACCCGACUUCUGCUUCGGACCUUGGUGAGGCUCUUGCCAAGGCUAUUGGUGCUUAA